Pleuronectes platessa (European plaice) is the source of this 2057-nucleotide messenger RNA. RefSeq lists its product as uncharacterized. Lineage: Eukaryota; Metazoa; Chordata; Actinopteri; Pleuronectiformes; Pleuronectidae. The record is from RefSeq and is a predicted model, not a curated record. The transcript is spliced from 9 exons. Bases 205 to 1992 code for a protein of 595 amino acids.
AUGCAGUUCAGUGGAAAGAGGAAGGAAGGUGGAUGUGUUUAACAGUUUAAAUUUAUCUUUCUCUUACAGAAUCUGUCUUUAUUCUCAGACUCUUCUGUGUUGUAGGUAGACGUGUCUGUGAUGUGACUGAGUUUCAUCUUGUGCACAUUAUUUAUCUGUGGACGUUUUUCUUGUUUGAAGUCACAGACGAGAGCAGCAGCUACUAUGAGUGUAACUGCAGCAGCCAGUGGAUUUGUUGUCCUUCUUCUCACUGUGACAGUGGUACAGUGUGAGAAUGGCUGGGAUGUGAGUUACACUUCUACUGAGAUCUGUGCCGUCAGAGGAUCAACAGUGGACAUUACCUGUACCUACACAUACCCAUCCACAGUUAAUAACCAUGAUACUACAGUUCAGGAACCUUUCUGGUUCAUUAAAGAGAGUAAUGGGAUUCACGUUGAUCUAAGGACUGAUCCGGAGUAUUCAGGUCGUGUGGAGAAUCUCUGUGGAAACAACACGUGCACUCUGAGAAUCUCUAACCUGAGAGAGAGCGACUCAGCUGUGUACAAGUUCAGGUUCACAACAAACCAACCUACUGGGAGUUUAACUGGUUCAGCUGGAGUCACUCUGUCAGUCACUGAUUUGCAUGUGCAGGUGAGCAGAUCAGUGAUAUAUGACUCUUAUAACUGGGCAGAGCUCAGGUGUCAGAGCAGUUGUCGUCUUCCUGAUCAUCUGAACUACGUCUGGUACGAGAAUCAACAGAAGACGGAGGAAGGAGAAUCUUAUGCAGAUACUUUUCGUCCUACAGAAAGAGUUUCCUGUGCUGUUAAAGGACUCGAGGAUUUCCGCUCUCCUUCAAUGUUGGUAAGGAGUCAGACUGACUGGAGUGUGAGUUACACUUCUACUGAGAUCUGUGCCUCCAGAGGAUCAACAGUGGACAUUAACUGUACCUACACAUACCCAUCCACAGUUAAUAACCAUGAUACUACAGUUCAGGAAACUUUCUGGUUCAUUAAAGAGAGUAAUGGGAUUCACGUUGAUCUAAGGAAUGAUUCAGAGUAUUCAGGUCGUGUGGAGAAUCUCUGUGGAAACAACACGUGCACUCUGAGAAUCUCUAACCUGAGAGAGAGCGACUCAGCUGUGUACAAGUUCAAGUUCACAACAAACCAACCUACUGGGAGUUUUACUGGUUCAGCUGGAGUCACUCUGUCUGUCACAGACCCUCAGCUCCAGGUACAUGUGAGGAGAUCAACAGCCAAUCCAUCUUCUACCUGGACAGAGCUGACCUGUCACAGCAGGUGUCAGCUCCCUGAUCAUCUUUCCUACGUUUGGUACAAUAACAAUAAACCUGUUGGACGAAAAAAAUACUUUCACCUCAAACACUUUAAUCCUGAAGACAGCUAUCACUGUGCUAUAGAAGGACAGGAGCGUUUCCCUUCUCCUACAGUGUACUAUCCUUCAGAUGCUCCAAAGCCUCCCUCUGUGUCAGUGAGUCCCUCUGGUGAGAUCAUGGAGGGCAGCUCAGUGACUCUGACCUGCAGCAGUGAUGCUAACCCAGCAGCUCACUACACCUGGUACAAGGAGGACGAGGAUUCACCAACAGCAUCAGGACAAAUCUUCACCAUCACUGAUAUCACAGCUGAACAUGGUGGAAAGUAUCAGUGUGAGGCCCAGAACACACACGGACGUAGUAAGGCCACCUUACAUCUGACUGUUGGAGCAGUCUGUUGUCUAGGGAAGUCAGUGAUAAUCAUGAAUACCAUCAGGCUGACUAUGGUGGUCGUGCUGGUUCCAGUGCUGGUCUGGACUCUGUGGACGAGGAUGAAAAAAACUCUGAGCUUGAAAUCAGAACUGAAUGAAGCUGUGGAGAUGACAGAGGUGAGAGACAGUGAGGCCAAAAGAAUGACUCCAUAUCACUGUUUUCAUCUCACCAUGUUAGAGAAAGAGAUAAAACAUUUCUUGGAUCAGCUACUUUGUCUGAAUCUGCUCCAAAAUGUAAAAGGUUGUUUCCAUUGAACAAACAAACCAAUGGACAGGGGGAGCAACUAAGUUCAAACUGUUUUGAAUGAACUUUGAUUAUU